Messenger RNA from Lytechinus variegatus (green sea urchin), 1211 nucleotides. RefSeq lists its product as uncharacterized. Lineage: Eukaryota; Metazoa; Echinodermata; Echinoidea; Temnopleuroida; Toxopneustidae. The transcript has 8 exons. The coding region runs from base 3 to 1211 and encodes 402 amino acids. The record is from RefSeq and is a predicted model, not a curated record. Gene Ontology annotation, biological process: negative regulation of Notch signaling pathway; positive regulation of neuron differentiation. Gene Ontology annotation, molecular function: transcription corepressor activity; DNA binding. Gene Ontology annotation, cellular component: nucleus.
GGAUGAAAGAACCCCAUGAAUUGGUGAACGAGGAGGUGAUGGUUAUUUGGGGCAGUGGAAAAGGUACUUCCACCCAUCAUGCAAAGGUACUUGCGGUGAGCGAUUCCAAAGAGAAGCUCAUUACAAAGAGAAAUAAACUGUGUAAUGAUCAACCCAUUGAUACCGACAUUGAGACUGGCAGAGGGAAGAGGAAAAAGAAGCCAGUAAAAUUCAACUAUGACGAGAGCGAGGAAGAGGAGGAGGAAACUUCAUGUCCGGCUCCAACUAAGAAAGUGAAAUCUAGCAGCAAGCUGGGUCACUGUAAUGAACUGGCAAAACAGCUGAAGAGGCAGAUGUUUGGAACAAAUGAAGCAGUACAUGUGCAUCAGACAAAAUCAAGUGCUAGCACUACAGUCUCUCGGGAGUUGGAUCAAAUGAAAGAAGAAGUGGAAAAACUGAAGAAGGAAAAGGAGGUGCUGCAAGGAAAGCUCAUAAAAGAGAAGGCGUCAAGAGAAAACCUGCAGCAGCAGUUGUUAUUCUUAAAAGGUGUGCCAAAAUUUAUUGACACUUUCAAUGGUUUCAUGAGCAAAAUGGAGGAUUUCUCAAGAACAGUCAAGCACAACAACAUUCGAGGUUACAAUGGCAGCAAUGACCAAGUCAAGAUGGCCAGCCCAUUGGAUGAAGAAUCUUCUACAGUGGCAUCACCAUCAUCUUCACCAUCCACCUCAUCUAGCAAGAAACCCAGUAAUUCACAGACCCAUAUAUAUCUGACCCCCACAGUGACCAUAACCAAAUCACUGUUGCAGAAUUGCAACAGCAGCGAUUAUCGCAAAUAUACGUGUGAUUUAAUGCUUGGAAUGUUUGGGAGGAAGACACUUGUGAACUCCUCUCUCACCGGAGGCAAGAACUCAGCUGGACAGGCGAAACCUCCUUUGGACAGUGAGAAGGUCCAAGCCAUAACAAGUAAGAAGUUUUGGACAUUUUCUUUGCUGAAACUGUACAUAGCUGUUGGGAUAAUAUAUGUUUGGGGCCAUGUGAUGUCCAAGUUUGGGAGGUCGGUUGUAGACGUCCGCACAGUGAUGCUAAACAAAGUAAGCAAUGAGGUGAAGCUUGCUAAAAAGAGGUCUGCUGCACUAGAGGCCAAGAAAACGGACCCUGGCAAGGAAUCAGAAUCGAACCCAAAGGAAUCGGAUAAUGUACUAGACACCGAUGAAUCGGACCUCGACGAUUAA